Penicillium manginii is the source of this 1224-nucleotide messenger RNA. RefSeq lists its product as uncharacterized. The transcript is spliced from 4 exons. Bases 1 to 1224 code for a protein of 407 amino acids. NCBI's taxonomy places the organism in Eukaryota, Fungi, Ascomycota, Eurotiomycetes, Eurotiales, Aspergillaceae. Gene Ontology annotation, cellular component: nucleus. Gene Ontology annotation, molecular function: DNA-binding transcription factor activity, RNA polymerase II-specific; transcription cis-regulatory region binding. The record is from RefSeq and is a predicted model, not a curated record. Gene Ontology annotation, biological process: regulation of DNA-templated transcription.
AUGGUCGUGGCAGCUUCCUAUCAAAAUAGAGCUCUCCAGAUUCGACGAGGUGCGGCUCUGACCGAAGAGCUUGCUAAACGAUUAUUGAUUGAUGGAGAGAAAACCCGUGAUAUCCUGCAGGCCUUGCUGAUUACCAUUGCCUGGUAUCAUGGGCAUCUUAAGAGAAACCCUCAAAUGACAAAUCUUUUGCAUCUUGCUCUUGCGGUUCUUGCCGAUCUCGGGUUUGAUAAGCCAGCACAUCUAAAUGAUCGUCGCACAGUAAUAUUCGACGCAUCAAGAUCAAGCUACGGAUUUGCGGAAGAAACCAAUCGCAUGGAUAAUGAAGAUCGGAGGACUCUAUUAGGUUGCUUCUAUGUCACCUCUGUGGCAUCUGCUGUAUUUCGACGUGUCGAUGCAAUACCAUACAGCCGACAUUUAAACCAGGCAUUACAAAUCCUGGUCGAAACUGGAGAACAUCCAGCGGAUGAGUUGCUAGUUCAGCAUGUUCGUUUGCAGAGCCUAGUCGAACAAAUUGCCCAGGUAGCACCGUUCGAUGAUCCACAAGGACCCCACAGCUCAUGGGCUCCGACCACAAUGCAUAUUCGCUAUCUAGAACAGCAACUGACAGAUCUCGCACAAUCAGCGACUAAAUUCAACACAAAUUGCAACUGGCUUAUCCAUGUUCAUGCAGCACGGAUCUUUCUCUACGAGGCCGGACUUUACGACCCUCUAUGGCAGAAUGCAAACACUAGUACGGGUGCCCGACAGCAGCGUUUAGACACAAUGUGGAAAUGCCUUGCCGCGACAAAGUCAUUAUUCGAAGUAUACAUCUCCAUGCCUGAUCAUAUGAUCUUUACCGCGUCAUACGCCCUCUGGGGUCUUUUGGCGUAUGCUCUGCUCAUUGCUUCCCGUCUCUGUCUAUCCAAAGUUGAAGGUUGGGAUGUAGACCUGGUUCGAACAGAACUUGACUUUUCUCAAAUACUCGAAUUGGUUGCACAGAAGACAGAUCAAGGCAAUGCGUUCGCACGUGUUCAUUGGCUAGGAGACGGUGGCUCAGACGAGAUGGUUGACCGGGUCACAAUGAAGACGAGGAGAGUUCAGACUUGGUUCAAUCAAUACUUCCCCCGGAUAUUUGCACAACAUGACCCUGCUCUUGCUAUGGGUCCAGAUCCUAGUUUUCUUCUAGGAAUUGAUGAUAUGUUCUGGGAGGAACUGAUAACAGGUUUCCAACCAGCCGGUUUAUAG